Messenger RNA from Lodderomyces jiufengensis, 318 nucleotides. RefSeq names its product protein phosphatase regulator (gene LPI9). The record is from RefSeq and is a predicted model, not a curated record. NCBI's taxonomy places the organism in Eukaryota, Fungi, Ascomycota, Pichiomycetes, Serinales, Debaryomycetaceae. Bases 1 to 318 code for a protein of 105 amino acids. The transcript has a single exon.
AUGCAACUGAGAAAUGAUGAAGAAUUAAGUAAAAAAGAUUUUCCAUUUUUGAAUACAUUACCGUUAGGUUCAGAAUUAAGAGAUGCGAUAAUAGCAGUAAAGGGAAUUGAAAAUGUAAACGACCUUAUAGAUAAAAUUAAUCAUAAAAAUCAGCCACCACCUCCACAAGAAUCACCACCUAAAAUUUCAACAUCUCCAGCAACCAAUUAUAAAUCACCCACAAAUGAUGAAUUAACAAGUGAAACAAGAUCAAUCGAAUCUGAAAAUAGUCAACCAAAUGCAAUGGUUGAUGAAGAUUAUGACAAAUUAUCAAAUUAA